AUGAAAUAUACAUUUGAAACAUUACCAAACGAAAUUUUUAUUAUUAUAUUUUCGUAUUUAUCAUGGCUAGAAAUGUUAGAUUCUUUAUGGUCAUUAAAUAAUCGUAUAAAUUAUCUUAUUUGUUCAGUUGUUUCAAUAAAUAAUGAUAAACGAAAAAAUGGCAUUGCUAUUAAAGAACCAGGUUUAUCUUAUAACAAAUGUUAUUCCAAAUUCUUAUCAUUACUUAAUCAUUCGUCAUCAUUAGCUUUUUGUUCUUCUAUUCGAAAUAUAUGUUUUGAUGGAACAAAUUCAAUGGCCUGUGAUAUUAAUUAUGAAUGGAUUUUUCAAAAUAAUAACGAGAAAAAAAUUCUUCGCUUUUCAAAUCUUAAAUCACUUACUGUUACUCAAUGUUGGUUAUCUGAAUCCUUAAUCGAAAAUUUAUCGUUACUUAUUCAAAAUCAAUUAGAAGAUCUUACAUUAAUAUUCGAUACAGAAAUGUUCAGUUCUUUUCUAUAUGAAAAGAGAUUGGCGACAAGGAACUACACAAGAAACCUAUUAAACAUAUUCAAUCGUUUUCUACGUCAAUUAUUCUCGUCUCAAUGUCAAUUGAAUUCUCUUCAACUUGAUAUUGGUAAUUAUGAGCUUGGUUAUAACACUGAUGAGUGUACAGAAUUAUUCUCUCAUUCUUCUCAAAAUCCAAUUUUCAAUGAAUUUCAAUCUUAUUGUACAACUCUGUCUCGCUUACAUAUUCACAUAAAAUAUACAUAUUUGCUUGAACAUCUUAUUGAAUAUAUGCCUGCUCUUGAGCGAUUAUCGAUCAAAUUUAAUGAAUCAUUAGAUAUUGAACCGCGCUCUGGAGCAUUUAUUGAAAAAUUGAGUCAAUCAAAUGGAGAUUGGUGUAAUAAAGUGUCAAAACUACGAUAUUUUACUUUAAAAACGUUCAUCCGAAAUGAUUGGGAAUUUGUCUACUUAAAAUGGCUUCUCAACAAUAUCAAUCAUGUUAAAAAUCUGAAACUUCAUCUUGGAAGUGGAGAAUUAUAUGGAACAAAUCAAACAAUAUGGAAAUCUUUUAUCGAUGCAAAUUUUGUUCGACAAUAUUGUUUACCUGAUAUAAUAACUAAUAUCAUAGAUUUUGAUUUUUAUAUUUGUUCUCAUUGUGAAGUAUUAUCAAUUGAUGCUGGAGAAAUACUCAAUUCAUUCCAAUUUCAUCCGCUUUUCAUUAAUUGUCAGUGGACAAAUGUAAGAUAUUUUUAUGAUCCAACAAUAUCAUAUCAACAUUUAUUUUCUACAAAUAUCAAUACUACACUUCAAUUCUUUAAUGGUUUAGUUAAUUAUCCGUAUCUUUUUGAAUGGCCAAAUAUUCGACAUAUUUCGAUUAGUUUUCAUCCAUCACUUUAUAUAUUUCUUGAAAAACUUGACGAAAUAUUUCCCAAUGUUUCUUCUAUCACAGUUCGUAUGGAAUAUUAUGCAAGUCGUGACGACUCAAACCUUCAGUUAUCAUUGACAAAGCCGUUCGAAAAAGGACUAAACGAAGUGACCGAUAUUCAAUUUCGAAAUAUUACAAAACUUAAAUUUGGAUAUUACUUUACUCGUACGAUCUAUGCUUGUGAUCAAUCAAUAGAUCGAAAUAAAGAACGUGCAAAAGUACUUGCUCAACUUCUUUCAAUGCCUGUGCAGCUCAAAUAUCUUCUAAUUGAAAAUUUUCAAUGGUUCUUGCAUAUCAUUGAAUAUGCAUCUAAUCAAUUAAAAAAGGACGCAUUAAUUACUGUUCGAUAUAUUGAAUUUGGUAUUCCUAGUUGUCAUCGUGGCUCAAAUGAAUCAGUUAAUAUUGGUAAACAUCUUGUACCUGUUCUCAAGAUGUAUAUGCCUAAUUUACAUACAUUACGUCUUUGGCGACCAGAUGAUUUUCCGUGGACAACCAUUCGACCAAAUUUUCCAGAAGGAUAUAUUCAUAUGACUUUACCUCAACGAUGGAUGAAAUCGUUAAAAACAUCUGAAUCGAUCGCUCAGCACGUAACUAUCUUUCAACAAGAUCUUUGCCAAUUAAUCGAACAAUUGAAGCAAUUUGUCUUUCUUAACAUUUACGGUUUAACUUCUUGUGAAAAAGUAGAAGCUUAUCAUUCAAUGGUUAAAACUCGUUUUCCUAAUAGUCGAAGUCAUGUUGAUAUAUCAAGAUUUUCUCUUUGGCUUUGA
Messenger RNA from Rotaria socialis, 2172 nucleotides. The record is from the annotation of a GenBank genome assembly. NCBI's taxonomy places the organism in Eukaryota, Metazoa, Rotifera, Eurotatoria, Philodinida, Philodinidae.